AUGCCUUUCAUAAAUCAAGCAACUGCUCCAUCUCUUGAUAGCGUCCGUCCUACUAUAGCUAGUAUUUUAUGGAAUGCUUAUGCUGAGGCUUAUCUUACACUUCAUGGUGUUCGACCACCACUACCAGAAGCUCGAUCACCAACUCGAGCACAACGUCGGCGUCAAGCACAACGUCGACGUGAAAGACAAGCUGCUCGUGUUCGUGGUGGCGCCCCUCCACCUAGCGAUGAUAGUAAUGGUGGUGGUGAUGCUGGUGAAGGUAGUUCUAGUUAA
Penicillium taxi is the source of this 273-nucleotide messenger RNA. RefSeq lists its product as uncharacterized. The record is from RefSeq and is a predicted model, not a curated record. Lineage: Eukaryota; Fungi; Ascomycota; Eurotiomycetes; Eurotiales; Aspergillaceae. Bases 1 to 273 code for a protein of 90 amino acids. The transcript is spliced from 2 exons.